Messenger RNA from Neocloeon triangulifer, 829 nucleotides. Its product is annotated as phosphomevalonate kinase. Gene Ontology annotation, molecular function: phosphomevalonate kinase activity. Gene Ontology annotation, cellular component: cytoplasm. Bases 76 to 648 code for a protein of 190 amino acids. The transcript is spliced from 4 exons. The record is from RefSeq and is a predicted model, not a curated record. Lineage: Eukaryota; Metazoa; Arthropoda; Insecta; Ephemeroptera; Baetidae. Gene Ontology annotation, biological process: isopentenyl diphosphate biosynthetic process, mevalonate pathway; cholesterol biosynthetic process.
GCCCAUAUUUUCAUCACGAUCUCUAUUUUGUUUACAAAUUUAUUUUGAAUAUUUUUUUCGUUUUAAAUAAACCCUAUGGAUCCAAAGUGUGUUGUAAUUUUCAGUGGAAAAAGGAAAAGUGGCAAGGAUUUUAUUACCGAGAAAUUAAUUGAAAAUCUAGGAAACGAUGCUGCCACAAUUGUAAGAAUAUCUGCGCCGAUCAAGAAGCACUGGGCCGAACUGCACAAUUUAGAUUUAGACCAACUGCUCGAUGCGACAGCCUACAAAGAGCAGCACCGACUGGCCAUGAUUGAAUGGAGCGAGAAGGAGCGGGCCAGAGACUAUGGCAUUUUUUGCAGAAGCGCCGCUGAAAAUGCCAAAGGAUUAAACAAACCUGUGUGGAUUGUAAGUGACGCUCGUCGGAAAUCUGACUUAAAAUGGUUUGGAGAAAACUAUGGUGAUAUUGUGAGAACUGUUCGUGUUUUUGCUGAUGAUCAGAUCCGUAUGAAACGAGGUUGGAAGUUCACUGCAGGUGUUGACGAUGUGGCUUCUGAGUGCGAUUUGGACGACGUUACCGACUGGAGCUGGCAAGUCUACAACAAUGGCAGUUCUGAAGACAUCACAAACUUUUUGGCAGAUCUGGAAGCCUGGAUAAAACGGAGCUUGUGACACAAACAGCCUUUUGCAGAAUGACUGACUAGAAAGCUAUUGGUAUUUUUCAAAUUCGUAUUUUGCACAAAAAUUUAAUAUAUACUUCCAUCACACUUAUUGUAACUUAAAUGAUAUUGUCUGCAUUUAUACAUUGUAAUCUUGUUUUUAUUGUCAAAAUAUAUAUUCUAUACACACGUUA